UGUACUAGUAGUUAAUGAUAAACGAGUCAAACUAAAUCUCAUUUAAAUAUUACCCUAAUAAUUAUAUUUUCACUUUCCUUUCGAACCCCGCCAUCCUUUUCUCCCUCCUCUUCAUGAAAUUCUACCGCCAUUGCCCCAAUCACAUCUGCCUCAGAGCCCUCUCAAUCAAACCCUAAUUUCACACCUCAAAUAUCCAAUCACGAUAUUAUCGCGAGCAAAUAUGUCAAGGGGCACAAUUCCCAUCCUCAGGCAGGUCCUCUCCGGCUCCCGAUCCGCAGCCGCGACCCGAUCCGUGACGUACAUGCCCCGUCCAGGCGACGGCAACCCCCGCCCCGUGACCCUGAUAGCCGGAGACGGCGUGGGACCGCUCGUCACCGGCGCGGUGGAGCAGGUGAUGGAGGCGAUGCAUGCGCCGGUGUACUUCGAGAAAUACGACGUCCAUGGCGAUAUGAAGAGUGUGCCGGCUGAGGUGAUCGAGUCGAUUAAGAAGAACAAGGUCUGCCUCAAGGGGGGUUUGAAGACGCCUGUUGGCGGUGGGGUGAGCUCGCUGAACAUGAUGUUGAGGAAAGAGCUCGAUCUUUAUGCGUCCCUCGUGCACUGUUUCAAUCUGAAGGGGCUUCCCACUCGGCACGACAACGUGGAUAUCGUUGUGAUUCGAGAGAAUACAGAGGGAGAGUACUCGGGCCUCGAGCAUGAGGUUGUUCCUGGAGUUGUUGAAAGCCUGAAGGUCAUAACAAAGUUCUGUUCUGAACGGAUUGCAAAGUAUGCCUUCGAGUAUGCCUAUCUGAACAACAGGAAGAAGGUCACUGCUGUGCAUAAAGCAAAUAUCAUGAAGCUUGCAGAUGGUUUAUUUUUGGAGUCAUGUCGUGAAGUUGCUAGCAAGUAUCCUAGUAUCCAAUACAACGAGAUGAUUGUGGAUAACUGUUCCAUGCAGCUUGUUUCUAAACCAGAGCAAUUUGAUGUGAUGGUGACUCCUAAUCUCUAUGGCAAUUUGGUUGCAAAUACAGCUGCUGGCAUUGCUGGUGGUACUGGAGUCAUGCCCGGGGGAAAUGUGGGGGCAGAUCAUGCUAUUUUCGAGCAAGGAGCUUCUGCUGGUAAUGUAGGGAAUGAAAAAUUGCUGGAGCAAAAGAAGGCAAAUCCGGUAGCUCUGCUCCUUUCAUCAGCUAUGAUGCUAAGACACUUGCAAUUUCCUUCAUUCGCGGAUCGACUAGAAACUUCUGUGAAGCGCGUUAUUGCAGAAGGUAAAUACCGGACAAAGGAUCUCGGUGGAGAUAGUACCACACAAGAAGUUGUUGAUGCUGUUAUUUCAAAUCUUGACUGAAAUUUUGUGCAAUCAACUUACCUGCUGGGCUAUUUUCAUUUAGUGGCUUGUGAUGAUAUUUUUUAGUCUUUUUCUAGUUUGCUUCCCUACACUAUUUUUGUGCUGCCUUUUCCUGAGCACUAUAUUCAGAGUAAAAAAUAAUGAUUUUUGAGUCCCUUGUUCAUGACAGAACAAUAAGAACCAUGGAAACUUUAUUAUGUUUAUGGCAAAUGAUCUGCAAAGAAGAUUUAUGGUUGUAAGUGUAACCUGUAAUAUAUUAAUGCUGAUUUUUUUUUUUUU
Molecule: messenger RNA, 1600 nt
Organism: Striga asiatica
Lineage: Eukaryota; Viridiplantae; Streptophyta; Magnoliopsida; Lamiales; Orobanchaceae
Source: the annotation of a GenBank genome assembly